Messenger RNA from Eublepharis macularius, 4014 nucleotides. It is a transcript of the gene STK17B, whose product is annotated as serine/threonine kinase 17b. Bases 229 to 1347 code for a protein of 372 amino acids. The transcript is spliced from 8 exons. Gene Ontology annotation, molecular function: ATP binding; protein serine/threonine kinase activity. Gene Ontology annotation, biological process: intracellular signal transduction; positive regulation of apoptotic process; protein phosphorylation. The record is from RefSeq and is a predicted model, not a curated record. Gene Ontology annotation, cellular component: nucleus. Lineage: Eukaryota; Metazoa; Chordata; Lepidosauria; Squamata; Eublepharidae.
GAGCGGGCGCGCGGAGGAGCGGCGGUUUGCCGUCGGGGCCGGCUGGGCGAGAGGAAGACCGGCGCGUGGGUUGGGCGCCCGGCCGCCCUGAGGGGGAAAGACGCCCCGGCUUCGGAAGGGAGUGGAGGAAAAGGGUCGCCGCGCGUCUGAACGGAGCCGGGAGGCUGAGCGAGCGAGCAAGCGAGUGAAACUUGGUAACUGGGAUUGGAGUUAUCCCAUGCAUUAACCAUGUCCAGGAGGAAAUCGGAAAACAAAAGUCCUCCAGGCUUGUUGCCUGCAUCUCUUCACACGCAAAUAAAGAUGGAUAACUUCCACAAUUUUUAUGAAGUUGAGCCCAGAGAGUUGGGAAGAGGAAAAUUUGCUGUGGUUAGAAAAUGUAUUACAAAAUCUACUGGCCAGGAAUUUGCCGCUAAGUUUCUGAAGAAGAGGAGACGAGGCCAAGACUGCAAAGCAGAAAUUCUUCAUGAAAUUGCUGUCCUAGAACUAAUGAAGUCAAGUGAUCGCGUAGUAAAUCUCCAUGAAGUCUAUGAAACAACAAAUGAAUUCAUCUUAGUGCUGGAAUAUGCUGCUGGAGGAGAAAUUUUUAACUUAUGUCUCCCUGACCUAGAAGAAACUAUAUAUGAAACUGAUAUAAUUAGGCUUAUACGACAAAUUCUUGAAGGUGUUUGUCACCUGCACCAGAACAAUAUUGUGCAUCUUGAUUUAAAGCCCCAGAAUAUUUUGUUGAGUAGUAUAUGUCCACUUGGUGAUAUAAAAAUAGUUGAUUUUGGUAUUUCUCGGAAGAUUGGCAAUUGCACUGAACUUUGCGAAAUUAUUGGAACGCCUGAAUACCAAGCACCAGAAAUCUUAAAUUAUGAUCCUAUUACUAUGGCGACUGAUCUAUGGAGUGUAGGCGUAAUCGCAUACAUGCUGCUUACGCACGAAUCUCCUUUUGUGGGAGCAGAUAUUCAAGAAACAUACCUCAAUAUUUCUCAAGUGAAUGUCGAUUAUUCAGAAGACACUUUCGCGUCAGUCUCACUGUUGGCCAAAGACUUCAUUCAGAAGCUGCUUGUUAAAAAUCCUGAAGAGCGACCAACAGCAGAGGCCUGUCUAUCUCACCCUUGGCUACAGCAAGGAAACUUCUUAUUGUUCAGCCCUGAAGAAAGCCCCUGUUCUUCUCCAACACACGAUCAUAUGAAUAAGUGCAUAGAGGAGAGAAAUAACAACAGGCCACCGUGUAACGCGUCGUGCAGUGGGCGAAAGGAUAAAGAGAAUAUCCCAGACGAUAGCAGUACUGUCUCCAAAAGGUUUCGCUUUGAUGAUUCUUUGCAGUAUCCUCAAGAAUUCACAACAGACUUUGUAUGUUAACAAAUGCACUCCUGCAGGUUGUUUGGACUGAAUUUAGAGUUCUGAUCUCUUCUGGUGGUCAUGGCUUGCAAUGCCUGUAUUGUGAUUAUACUGGAAAUGCACUUUCAGUGGCUUAAUUGUGUUGGCCCUUGGCUGGACUGCCAUUGCUGGCAGUGAGUUUGUGUCCUGGAGACUGCAGUCUUGGCACCUGAAGUGGCUUGUCUUUGGAGUCAAAGCAGGUAACAGUAUAUUUGCACUUCUGACAUUUUAGUCCAAAAAGUGGCUUUUGGUGUGUUGAAAAACAAAGUUGGCAAUCUGAGAAAAGUGUUGUUUUGAAUGUUUUCAAAGCCUGGUUAAACACAUCAUAACCAUGUUUUUAAGCCAAAGAGUGACUUAACAAUGCAUAUACGUAUUAUAUUGUAUCUAAAGUUAAAAAGUUGACAAAGGAGGACCUCUCUCUUCCUCUGUUGAAGAAUUCAGACCUGUGGCUUACAGUGCAGAGUUACCCCCUUUGAGCCCAUCGCCUUCAAUGGACUUAGAAGGGUGUAACUCUGCUUAGGAUAACAAUGUUGAUGUAUUACUGCUGUGUACUGAUGAAGUACUUUGAACCUGUAUUUCCACUCACUGGUGCUCAAGUUGCUUGGAUGGGUUUCUUGAACUAUGGCCAAGUCCUAUGCGUAUUUAGUCCGCAGCGAGCUCCCUGAGGUUCCGUGGGUACACUUAGUCCCAAGUAAGUGUACUUAGCAGCGAAGCCUUAGAUCAUUUUCACGAGAGAGGCUUAAACCGUUUAUUGCAUCCCAGUGCAGAUGUAAUGCUCAUACGGUCCAGAACGUGCAUUUGACUUAGGAGUCUUCCACUUUCUCUUCUGCAUUAAUAACAUUCACAAUCUCCCCCAUAGCAUGUUGAAGGCUGAAAGGCACUUCUAAUCUGAAAAUGCCUUUAACUGUUCUCUUAAAAACAGGUUGGCUAUAUUGCAAGGUUUAAAUCUGAAGACCUUCAUUUUUGUGUUCAUUUCAACAAGCAUAGUUUCAGUAUGAGAGAGCUCCCUCAAGUGUGCAGUAGGUAAAUGCCGUCUUCUCUUCAUCUGGUUGGCCAUAAAACGCCCCAUUAUCUCACCUUAUGCAAGAGACAUGGUAGCACCAGUGUGUGUGUGGCUGCUUAUUCAACAGCACUAGUGAGGUUAAUAGAAUGGUUUAUAAGAGAAAACUAAAUGAACGCUGUUGUACUAAAUGUUAUAACUCAGUAGAAGGCCAGUCCUCAAAUGUGAUGCAGAAUGCUUAGCACAGGGUGUGUCGUUUACUUGUCAACCAAGUUUCCUGAACCAUGAUAAUUCCAGAGGACUGGCUGUGCUAGUCUGUUGGAGCAAAAAUAAGCAGGAGUCUCGUAGCACUUGGUUUACUCCAGCACAAGCUUUCAUGGACUAGAGCCACUUCGUUAGAUCAUCUAGGGGGUUCUCGUAAGUAUAUAAAUAUAUGAUCGUUAAAAAAAGACAAACAGCAAGGUGAAAAAUAAUUAGGUAAAAUGCAAAUAUAUCAAGAAAGUAUGGAGAGCAUUCACAGUAGCAAUAAUUGGGCCUUUCUCUAGUUUUCUUAAGCUCGUUGACACCUGUAAUGGUUGAAGAGUCUCAAGUUUCACUAAGGUGUUAACCAAGUCCUUGUUUAGUCCUUAUGUAAGGGAGGGAGGUAAGAAUUGUGUCAAACCUCUUGUUGAAUUCUAAUUCAACAAGUUUUACUCUGGAGUCUUCCUUCUGUAAUUCUUUUACUGGAGAAUUGUGACUUUUAGGUCAGCAGCAAAAGAUUUGAUGUUCUUGGUGCCCUCAAGUUUGAACAAGGAUUUGAGAUUCUGUAAUCGUUAUAGGUGUUAACUUUGUUAGUCCAAGCUGAGCCAAUUGCAGCGGUGCUAAAUGUUCUCUGUACUUAAUUAUGUUUGAGUUAUUUGUGUUUCUUGAAUUUCAUGGCCCUUUGAGGAUGCUGUUUACAAUAUUUUCGCUUAAACUUGUUUGUGUACGACUUCCUGGUGAAGACUCACUAUACUCACCUGACAAAAUGGGGUAUAGUCUGUGAAAGCUUGUGCUGGAAUAAAAUCUUGUUAGUCCGGUGCCACAAGACUCCUGUUUAUUCGUAGAGGAACCAUGGUUAGGUUAGCAGUGAGGACAGAAGCACUAGCGCAAACAUUGAGGGCCAUAUUCCAACCCACAUUGAGAAAUUCACUGCAGGGAACCAGUAUUAAUCUUCUGUCAGUUAAAAUAAGGGAAGUGGGGUCCAUAAAUUAUAACAUCUUAAUUUGAUUUUGAAAAGAACUAGUUUUAUACAAUUUAAUAAGACAAUCAUAUUGUAUAAAUACAUUGUUAACAUGGGAAAAAUAAUCCAGUGGUUAUACCAGCACUUUAUAAAACAGAAUACAGUAGAAUACAUUUGUUUCCAUCAUGGGUUUUUUAAUGUUUACAUUUCUUAUUCCUUUCUCCUAGUCUUAAAACGUUGAUAAAUUUUGAAUAAGUUAAACUUUGCCUUUUGUCGAUACAGCUUUUCAAUUUGUGAACAGUUGUACAUGUAUAUAAAAUUCAGGCUAUAACUUGAAUCUGACAAUUCUAAAGUUCAAAAUUGUAUGAAUAUCUCUAAUUUUAUAAGGUUUCUUAUUGUUUAUGCCAUGUUUGUAUAUAAUUUUAUUGCAAUUAUAAUUGUUACCUUA